AUGAUAAAUAACAUUAGUAAUAGAAAAGGUAAACAAACAACUAGAGACACAAGUAAUACCAAAUCCAACAAAAAGGCAAUCAGUUCCUUAGUUAAAUCAAGUUUAGAUCCAGAUAUGGUUAGAACUCAAAUAUCAAACCGACAAAAAGAGAUAUUAAUGCAGCAAUUACCAAAAAAUCAGCAACUCAAUCAGCAAACUGGAGGUGCUACUAGUUUACAUGAUUCAUUAAGAAGAAUUCUACAAGCUUCGGCAUCGUUAUAUGGUGAAUCUUUUUGGCUAGAUGAUGUUGCCAUUAACUACAUAAUAUCUAGUUGGCAAAGUGAAGAAAUUAUGCUUUUAGACUCUUUAUUGAUUAAAAAUAUACAAACUUUCAGCGAUCAUUUUAUGGAAAUAAAGAGUAUAGCACUUAUUCCAGAAUCAACUAUCCAAAUGAUUUCACCAAAGUGA
Molecule: messenger RNA, 447 nt
Organism: Heterostelium album PN500
Lineage: Eukaryota; Evosea; Eumycetozoa; Acytosteliales; Acytosteliaceae
Exons: 3
Coding region: 1-447 (148 amino acids)
Source: RefSeq, a predicted model, not a curated record